Molecule: messenger RNA, 504 nt
Organism: Trichomonas vaginalis G3
Lineage: Eukaryota; Parabasalia; Trichomonadida; Trichomonadidae
Exons: 1
Coding region: 1-504 (167 amino acids)
Source: RefSeq, a predicted model, not a curated record
AUGAGUUCUUAUUUUAAUAUUGGUGUACAAAGAAGUAGAAAAGGUCAAAAGAGAUCAGGCGCAGAAAUGAUUGCACAAUAUUCUGCUAAGAAUACCGCUGCAAAUAACAAUAAAGAAAAUAUUACCCAACAAACAAUGCCUCAGCAACAACCUCCUCAACAGCCACCUCAACAGUUCACUCCAAACCAACAGUUUGCUCCACAACAACAGAUUCCUGUGCAAAAUCAACAACAAUAUUACCAAUCACCAACAACACAACAAUUAAUCGAGCGCUUAUCCUAUUUAGAAUCACGUAAUCAGGAACUGAAAUCAGAACUUUCAUUCCAUAAUAAGAAAUUAGAAGUUUUAGAAAAACAAAUGAUGGUUUUCUUCCAAAAACUCGAUAAAUACGAACAAGCUCAGUCACCAUCCUCAAAUGGCCAAUACGUUCCAACACAACCUGCUAUGAUUGAGGUUCAAAAUGAUCCUUCUGGAACAAAUAAAUGGCAAUUUCAAUCUGUUUAA